CUGGGGGCUGGCCCUGGGCUGGCCGGCUGGAGAGGGCCGCAGCCGCGCUCCCUCGAGCCCAGGCUGGCCCCGAGCCCGGGGCUAGGAUGCCCCCGCUAGUCCCCCGGCACCGGCAGGCAGCUCCCGGCUCGACCCGCGGCUGAGAACCCCCCAACGUAGGCGAGGGAGUAGCUGGGCGGAGCCUCCGCCCUGUCGGGGCGCCCUUGGUGAGGGACAGGCCGGAGGAGCUUUGCGGCCCCUGCUGAGCAGGUAUGGCCUCACAGCUGCAGGUGUUCUCCCCUCCAUCAGUAUCUUCGAGUGCCUUCUGCAGUGCCAAGAAACUGAAAGUGGAGCCCUCUAGCUGGGAUGUUUCAGGACCGAGCAACAGUGACGAGUAUUACAGUCACAGCAAAAAUCUCCCAGGUGCGCAAGGGCCAGCAAGCUCUUCUCAUCAGGUAGCAAACUUCAGCAUCCCUGCUUAUGACCAGAGCCUCCUUCUCCCUGCUCCUUCAGUUGAGCACAUUGUGGUCACAGCAGCAGACAGCACAGGUAGCGGUGGAACAACAUCUUUCCAGAACAGCCAGGCCCUAACACACAGGGGCAACAUUUCUUUGCUGGAGCCAUAUCAAAAAUGUGGAUUAAAAAGGAAAAGUGAAGAGGUUGAUAGCAACGGUAGUGUGCAAAUCAUUGAGGAACAUCCACCUCUCAUGCUGCAAAACAGACCUGCGGUGGGUGCUGCGGCCACAACCACCACUGUAACAACUAAAAGCAGCAGUUCCAGUGGUGAGGGGGAUUACCAGCUGGUCCAGCAUGAAAUCCUUUGUUCCAUGACCAACAGCUAUGAAGUUUUGGAGUUCUUGGGCCGAGGGACCUUUGGACAGGUGGCAAAAUGCUGGAAGCGCAGCACUAAGGAGAUUGUUGCUAUCAAAAUUCUGAAAAACCAUCCUUCCUAUGCCAGGCAGGGGCAGAUUGAAGUUAGUAUCCUCUCUCGGCUUAGCAGUGAGAAUGCUGAUGAAUAUAACUUUGUCCGCUCAUACGAGUGUUUUCAACAUAAAAACCACACAUGCCUGGUAUUUGAGAUGCUGGAACAAAACUUGUAUGACUUCUUAAAGCAGAACAAGUUUAGCCCUCUGCCUCUGAAAUACAUUCGGCCCAUUUUGCAGCAGGUGGCCACUGCCUUGAUGAAGCUUAAAAGUCUGGGUCUGAUACAUGCUGACCUGAAGCCUGAAAACAUCAUGUUGGUUGAUCCUGUGCGCCAGCCAUACCGGGUGAAGGUUAUAGACUUUGGCUCUGCUAGUCAUGUCUCAAAAGCUGUGUGUUCCACUUACCUGCAAUCACGCUAUUACAGGGCCCCUGAAAUCAUUUUGGGUUUACCAUUUUGUGAAGCUAUUGAUAUGUGGUCACUGGGCUGUGUGAUAGCUGAGCUAUUUCUUGGUUGGCCUCUGUAUCCAGGAGCUUCAGAAUAUGAUCAGAUUCGCUAUAUUUCACAAACUCAAGGCCUUCCAGCAGAGUAUCUUCUGAGUGCAGGAACGAAAACAAGCAGGUUUUUUAACAGAGAUCCGAACUUGGGAUACCCACUGUGGAGAUUGAAGACUCCAGAAGAACAUGAGUUGGAGACGGGGAUAAAAUCAAAGGAGGCUCGGAAAUAUAUUUUCAACUGUUUGGAUGACAUGGCGCAGGUAAAUAUGUCUACAGACUUGGAAGGAACAGACAUGUUGGCAGAGAAGGCUGAUCGAAGAGAAUAUAUUGAUUUGCUAAAGAAAAUGUUGACAAUUGAUGCAGAUAAGAGAAUUACUCCGCUGAAGACUUUGAACCAUCAGUUUGUGACAAUGAACCAUCUACUGGAUUUCCCACACAGCAAUCAUGUGAAAUCAUGUUUUCAGAACAUGGAGAUUUGCAAGCGAAGAGUUAACAUGUAUGACACAGUUAACCAAAUCAAGAGCCCUUUCACAACACAUGUGGCACCAAACACAAGCACAAAUCUCACAAUGAGUUUCAACAACCAGCUUAAUACUGUGCACCAUCAGGCUGGUGUUUUGGCUUCCAAUUCUACUGCUGCUGCUACUUUGUCUCUGGCAAAUUCAGAUGUUUCUCUGCUCAAUUAUCAGUCUGCUCUGUACCCAUCAUCUGCUGCACCAGUUGCUGGUGUGGCACAGCAAAGUGUUUCUUUACAGCCUGGAACCACUCAGAUCUGCACUCAGACAGAUCCAUUCCAACAAACUUUCAUUGUGUGUCCACCUGCCUUUCAAACUGGUCUUCAGGCUACAACAAAACAUUCUGGAUUCCCUGUCAGGAUGGACAAUGCUGUUCCAAUUGUGCCACAGGCACCAGCAGCUCAGCCACUGCAGAUCCAGUCAGGAGUUCUCACACAGGUAAAAGGAAGCUGUACACCACUAAUGGUAGCAACUCUUCAUCCUCAAGUAGCCACCAUCACGCCGCAGUAUGCGGUGCCCUUUGCUCUGAACUGCGCAGCCGGCCGGCCAGCGCUAGUAGAACAGACGGCUGCAGUACUGCAGGCCUGGCCUGGAGGGACCCAACAGAUCCUGUUGCCAUCUACCUGGCAACAACUUCCAGGAGUUGCGCUACACAACUCUGUCCAGCCUACAGCUGUUAUUCCAGAGACAAUUGGAAGCAACCAGCAGUUAGCUGACUGGAGAAAUGCCCAUUCACAUGGAAAUCAGUAUAGCACGAUCAUGCAGCAGCCAUCUUUGCUGACCAACCAUGUGACUCUGGCCACAACUCAGCCUCUGAAUGUUGGAGUGGCUCAUGUCGUGAGGCAGCAGCAAAGCAACGCCGUGCCAGCAAAAAAGAACAAACAGCCAACCCAUAGUACCACAAAGCCUGCAUCUACCCUGGAGGCAGUUCCAACUCAAGUCUACUCACUUAUAGGGAGCAGUCCUCUGCGUGCCACAUCUUCCUCCAAUGUUCUCCUUCCGGGGCAGGAACAGCACCAGCCCAUUGUUAUUCCAGACACUCCUAGUCCCCCGGUCAGUGUAAUCACCAUCCGCAGUGACACUGAUGAAGAAGAGGACAAUAAGUUCAAGCCUGGAAGUUUGGGUAUGAAGCAGAGGUCCAAUGUCAUCAGCUAUGUUACAGUUAAUGAUUCGCCUGACUCAGACUCCUCGUUGAACAGCCCCUAUGCAUCAGAUGCACUUUCCACGCUCAGGAGCUCUGGGGCAGCAGUGGAACCAAACAGAGGGGCAGCUGAAAGCUCUAGUUCCCGUACCAUUAUUGUGCCUCUGAAAACACAGCUCAGUGACUGUAUUGUAGCCACCCAAGCCUCAGGCGUCCUGAGUAGCCUGAGCAAGACCAAGCCAGUGGCAUCUGUAAGUGGGCAAUCUUCAGGAUGCUGUAUCACACCUACUGGAUAUCGGCAGCACCGGGUGGUGACAAAUGGUGUACAGCCACUCAACCUUAGCCAGAACCAGCAAGCAACUGUACUGGCCUCACAGGAGAGAAGCGGAAACCCAGCUCCACGUAGACAGCAGGCUUAUGUUGCUCCCCUACCUACAACGAUCGCUCAGGCUCCCUACACCUUCCAGCACAGCAGCCCGGUGCAUCCCCACUUGGCAGCAGCAACAGCAAGCCAGCCUCACAUGUAUACCUACGCACCAACUACUGCUGCCACACUGGGUUCCACCAACUCCAUUGCGCAUCUCUUUUCCCCUCAGGGCUCCUCCAGGCAUACCACCUAUGCGACCCACCCAAGCACUCUUGUGCACCAGGUCCCAGUCAGUGUGGGACCUAGCUUGCUGACAUCUGCCAACGUAGCACCCACUCAGUAUCAACAUCAGUUUGCCACCCAGUCCUACAUUGGUGCUUCCAGAGGAUCUGCUAUUUACACUGGAUACCCACUGAGCCCGACCAAAAUUAACCAGUACUCUUACUUGUAGCUUUUGGGGCAGAGAUCGGUGGUAGCUGUUUGCAUCUUGAUCGUAGAAAUGAAGAGAUCUGCAGUGGGUUUUGAAAUGUCCUGUCAGCUCCUCAACAGUACCACUGUGUUACCUAGAGGAGGAGAACAGGGGGCCACCUCUUGUUGACUGUGCUCUUUAUGGUUGUCAGAGUCUGUACAAUUGGUGAUGCCCUGCUGUUUGGGAGGAAGCUCAGGCACUGACUGGGCAAAACCUUUUGGAUCAUAUUCAGAUUUAAAAUUUACAGUUAAUUUUUACGGAUGCUUUAAUAAACAACUUCAAAGGCCUGAACCCCCCUUCAUUUAAAACUAUUCUGUUUGUGUUAAUCAGAGGGGGAAACGAAAUCAAGGACUCUUUGAAAAGGCUGGGUUUCUUUCCGUAUCUCUUGUACUUACCUAGUAUUUGUUUAAAUUAUUUUAGCAGCUUGCACAAAUCCAUAUUGCCACUAAAAAUGCACAUUUAACUCUAGGUUGCUAGGGCAGAUUUAUAAACUUGAGUUAGUAUUUUAUAGUUCAUUUUGUAAUUCACAUUUUUGAUAGGCAAUAGCUGAAUUCUGCAAAAGCAGUUAUUUUCCUCUCCCCCUCCUUUGUGUGUAUAUAUGUAUAUCUUGAUCCCCAGUUUCUUGAUUUUAAUUAUUUUCUUGUUUAAGGCUAGAGCAGGAGUAGUUAUCAUAGUAGUUAAUUUUAUGUUUGUAGUUCUCAGUUCAACCUUAACACUUUCUUUCUUAUAUCUGAUUAUCCAAAAUACAUUUGAGGUCAUUUUGGUUUGUUUAAUUGCAGGUGAUAUGAAUUUCUUUUCAGUUGUAUGCAAGAAAACAGUCUACAAUAUGGCUUGAUUCCUUUAUCAAAUCUUCAGACAAAAAUGCAUAGACCUGUGAUUUUUUCUUCUUUUUUUGCAAGCAAAACACACUGGGAAUGACUCCUGAUUAUUGAAAUGAGUAAGCUGUUUAUUUACAAUUCAUUUCAAUAGACUUAAUCAGGAGAAGAGCCCACUGGAUUGUAUUCUUUCAGUUUUUUUUUUUUAAAUAGUUGCCCCUGGGUUCCUUUUUUCAGAAAUGCAGGGAUCAGCUUCCCUUCAUGUCUUUUCUUGCCUGGUCAAUUUAGCUAAAGUAUCCAAAAUCCACAGAAACAUCAAACUGCUGACAUGUACAAUUUUUAUACUCCUACAAGCAUAUCCUUCUGGGAUCUUGUUGGCAACAAACUUUAAAGCGCUCUUAAUAAGACUUGUAUACAGUACGUGCAUGUGGAAAUUGCAAAAACAUGACACACAAAUUCCAGAUUUUAAAAGUUUAUUACUGAAUUUAAAACUAUUUUAGAAGUUUUGUAAUGGUGGUGUUUUAAUAUUUUACAGAAAAUGUAAUAUUGUACAUAUUCAAAAUAUAACAAGCAAAAUUUCCUGCUAAUCCCAAAUGUCUUUGUAAUCAAAAUGUGUAGUGAUUAUACUUGAACUCUGUAUUUAGUGUUUGUCUAACUCUUAAACGUUUCUGGGGAUGAAAUUGAUCUAUUCCUUUGUAUUUAAACCAAAAUGAGUUAAUACAUGUUGGAAUGUAUGUGAAAUAAUGCAAUCGUCUAGAGCUCAUCACUGUAGCACUGAGAGGGAAAAAAUGGAGCUGCAUGAGAGACAAGGAUACCUUCUGAUUUGUUUUGCACAGGUAUGUGUGACUGGUGUGUUCCCCCCCAUAUUGUAGUGCCUUAAAUGAUUAUGUAGUGUGACUAGAGUUUACAGUGAGCUUGCCUUAUGAUGGACCAGCAAGCCCCUCCGCUCUCCGUCAAACUGAAGCAAUUCAUUGAGCAUAUCCAACUGAUAGAUACAAGUGGCAAAAAUAUGUUGCUUUAAGUUUCAAUGCCAACUUAAAAAGCUGUGGGCACAAUCCUCUCAAAGUUUAAGCACUUAAGUCCAAUCAAGUUCAACUGUGCAGUUACCCAGCUCCCACCAUUAUCAGUGGUUCAAAUAUCACAGCAAACCAGGGUUUGUACUAACUAUAAUUUAGAAUCCAAAUUAUGGUUUGAGCUUACAAAAGUGUAACAGGCAAGUUAUAGUUUAGAGUUGCUUGGAUGCUUUUGCAUUCUGUCCUCUGAGUGUUAAGCUGAUUUCCCAUCUCAGUGUGCAGUCACCUCAGUUGGUGGAGUAAUGGACAAACCUGUGGUUUCUCAUAUUCAUCAUGCCAAAUCAUAGUUAGCACAAACCGUAGUGUACAGACUUAAUUAAAAUGGAUUUCAGUCCUCGUUGGCCAGCUAAUUGUAAUCCAUGAUUUGUCAGUUCAUACUCACUUCCAACCAUAGUUAAACUUCUCCAAUUAUGGUUUGGCAUGGUCUGAAUUUAGCCAAUACAUUUUUAAAGUACUUGAAUUUGGCUGGAUUGUGCCCUAAGUGUUUUAUUUGGAGUAAGCUUUUUCCCCUCAAAACGUUACCUAUACUAUUAGCCGUUGAUGCAUUUGUAAUAGGGUAUUGUGCUGGGAAUGCAUUGGGAAAUUUAUCUGAUGUUGCAGAGGUGAUUUAAGCACGUGCAAUUACUUUUCCUUAGAUUAUAUUGUGAUGUUACCUUUUUCUCUUGUAUGUGUAGCAGAUGUUCUUUGUAAAAUAUUACUAGUUUGGUGUUAGAACUUUUAUACCAAAGAGAGCCUGCUGGAAAGCACAUAAUAUUCAGAAAUUUAUUUAACACCACUAGUAAUGUUGAGCUUUUGGGUAAGGUUUGAGACCUGUAGCACUUGUGUUGUGAGGAAAAUGCACACUCAAACUGGUCAACCAGUGGUGUGCUUAUAAACCAUGAUUUCCUGGGUUCCUAAAAAUUACAGUUCACUCAACCACUGCCAUAAUAUAAUGAAGAAUCUUGGCCAAAUGGAGAAUAAACUGGCUUGGAGAGUGGUAUUGCUACAGCAAUAAGAGGUUUGGACAGCCUUGAAACCCAGCCUGUAUUCCGUCCAGUCUGGAUUAUAGGUUAGUUUUGGUUUGUCACAAAGAACUCAGAAAUGCAAAACUCAUUUCUGAAAUGCAUGCUAUAGCCUAGCCCAAAUCUGAACAGCUUGUAGAAUGAUAUAGGGCAAUAACCCUGACCCCACUGAAGUCCAAGGGGGUUUGUCAAGAAUUUCAGUGAGGCCAAUUUUUUUUGUGAUCUUUAAGCCACUGACUCAAAUAGGAGUAUGAAGUUUAUAGACCAUAAGCCUUUCCUUUAUCAUGAGGAAUAUGUUGUUUUUGGCAAUAGAAGAGAGUGGUUGGCUAACACCACGAUUAACCGUGACUCUUUGUUUAUUGUACUCUUGCUUUCAAGUUGUUCAGUCUCUUCCUCUAUCAGUGUGAGGAUAACCAAGGCAUUUAAGUUCUUUACACCAUUGAGUGUCAACAAUGCUUUCUGUUGCUGUAACAUUAUCAAAAUGAUUUUCUGCUUAGUGCCAAGCCCACUCUUAAUACCCCCUCCCAUUUUAAUGGCAUCUAUGCCAUACUUUGACUUGCAAGAUCUUUUAAGGGCAGAGUUGUGCCUUUCCAUCUAAGACAGAUUCCCCACAGAAUUUCAAAAGUAGGAAUCAAGGAACGUAGCCAGGACUUCCAAUGAAUUAGUUGGGUAAGAAAUGCAAACUGUGUCAAGUCCUGAAAUCCUAAGGGAUAUUUUGAUCCUCAAAGCCAGUUCGCCUACUCUGAGUCAGGUAUCCCUUAGUCUUCACAAGGUGCAAAAUGUGAUAGGACACCAUCAGUGUUAGGAACCUUUUCUAAAAAAAAGGUAUCCCAACAAGUCUGGAUUAUGGCCUUAAUUAUUUGUGUAGAGGUCAGAUACUUUGGAACCAGCAUAUUUUAAUUCUGCUUAACCAAGGCCUAAUUGUACAAAUAGCAGACAAGAUAGAAAACCUGUGUCUGGACAGUACCACUUCAAAUAGCAGAUUUCCAACCAUUACCCUACAUGGUCUCACAUGAUGGAACACUUCUCCUUAAAAAACAAAAAUGUCUGCUGGCAGAAGACAAGUCAGGGAGAAGGCUGUCUGAGAACCUUUCUCCCUGCCAACUGGUUUUUGAGUGUUCAGAAUUUUUUUUGUUGGUUUGCUUGUUUUGGUAUGGUUGAGCAUUCAGUCAUGAGAGAUUCCAGCUGUAUGGUACAAUCCAGACAUGGGUUUGCUGUUUCAUCUCUGAAAUCAAGGCCUAAUUGCAUUCCUUUCCGCCAGUGCAAAUCAAUCUUGUCUCACUGUGUGUGAAGGGAGAUAAGAUGAUGGGUAGCCUCACAGCUUUACAGCCUAUGUGCACAUGAUUACUUAAUACACAAAAACACAUGCAUAUUUGUAUCAGUAAUUGAAUCCCUUUCCAGAACAAUUUGGAAUAUCUACUUUAUGCUGUGGCUGCAUUUUGUCACACAGUUGUAUGUGUGUACACUUCCUGUUUUAAAUCUGAGGGUCUUGCACAUGUGUGACUGUGCAGUUCUGCAGCUGGGGUUUGUCUGCAGUAAACUUGCCUUUUGUAAUGACGAGAAAAGAUGUGUUUCACUUAGAUUCACUCUUGUGAUUAAAGUCAAUUAUUCAAUAUUUCUGAUAGUUGAAGUCUCGCCACACAGUUGUGUUACUCCACUGCAAAAAGCAACUCCAGAGCUUUACUGCUUGCACAUAGUUGAUCAGUGCAGUACUUUACCUCUGACUCAAUAUUUCUUAAGUACAUGAAAUUAAAUUGCUUCUAGGUGAUCGGAUUGGCACAGCCCUGCUUUCUCAUUUUAAUUUUUAACUUAUGAAUGGUGCCGCAUGUUGACAUAGUUGUUUGUUUGUUGCUAAACUUUAUAUAAUAUGUGAUUUCAGAUUCAGCUUGAACUAUUAUCUAACUCACUACAUGUAGCAGUGCAUUAUAUGUAAUGUUAGUAUUUCUGCUUGAAUCCUUGAUAUUGCAAUGGAAUUCCUACUUUAUUAAAUGUAUUUGAUAUGCUAGUUACUGUGUAGAAUUUAACUUUUUUCUGGUUGUGCUCUUCCUUUUUACAAGCCGCUAGAUAAAGGUAGUUUCUGACAAUUACUGAUCUAUGUUUGUAUUGCCAAUGUACUUAGGGGGUAAUGUAAAAAUCAUUUUAACAAAAGGAAAUACAGAUAUUUAAAAAUUUACUACUAACUAUAUGGAAAAAGGGUCCAUUGUGAAAACAUAGUUUAUCUUUGGAUUCAGUGUUUGUCUUUGGUUUUACAAAGUAGCUUGUAUUUUAAGUAUUUUCUACAUAAUAUGGUAAAAUGUAGAACAAUUGCAAUGCAUCAAUUAAAAAGGGUUAAUUUUCUGUACUCUA
Heteronotia binoei (common prickly gecko) is the source of this 9125-nucleotide messenger RNA. RefSeq names its product homeodomain interacting protein kinase 1 (gene HIPK1). The coding region runs from base 252 to 3872 and encodes 1206 amino acids. The record is from RefSeq and is a predicted model, not a curated record. Gene Ontology annotation, cellular component: PML body; cytoplasm; nucleus. The transcript is spliced from 16 exons. Gene Ontology annotation, biological process: peptidyl-threonine phosphorylation; intrinsic apoptotic signaling pathway in response to DNA damage by p53 class mediator; smoothened signaling pathway. Gene Ontology annotation, molecular function: protein serine/threonine kinase activity; protein tyrosine kinase activity; ATP binding. NCBI's taxonomy places the organism in Eukaryota, Metazoa, Chordata, Lepidosauria, Squamata, Gekkonidae.